This is a messenger RNA of Erythranthe guttata (spotted monkey flower), 507 nucleotides long. Its product is annotated as large ribosomal subunit protein eL43. Gene Ontology annotation, molecular function: structural constituent of ribosome. The record is from RefSeq and is a predicted model, not a curated record. Gene Ontology annotation, biological process: translation. Gene Ontology annotation, cellular component: ribosome. Lineage: Eukaryota; Viridiplantae; Streptophyta; Magnoliopsida; Lamiales; Phrymaceae.
AAAGCUUUCUCUCAAGCAGAAUUUAGGGUUUCGCUUCAUCGUCUCGCCGCCCCUCUCAAUCUUUUCCGAUGGCCAAACGAACGAAGAAAGUUGGAAUUGUCGGGAAAUAUGGUACCAGGUAUGGUGCUAGUUUGAGGAAGCAGAUUAAGAAGAUGGAAGUGAGUCAGCACAGCAAAUAUUUCUGCGAGUUCUGCGGAAAGUACGCCGUGAAGAGGCAGGCUGUCGGCAUCUGGGGAUGCAAAGAUUGUGGCAAAGUGAAAGCUGGCGGUGCUUACACUCUAAACACUGCUAGUGCCGUGACUGUCAGGAGCACGAUCAGAAGGCUUAGGGAGCAGACCGAGAGUUAAAUUAUGUUUUUUUUCUUCUGGCAUUUGAAUUUUCAUUUCCGUUUAAAGUAAACGAUAAACUAUGAGACUAGUGAGAUUGUUAGCUACUCGUAUGUACUUGUUUUCCGUAUUUGUUUCGACUUAUGAAAGUUGCAUCCUUUUUCAGAGUGCCUUAUAUUCA